Molecule: messenger RNA, 3273 nt
Organism: Otolemur garnettii (small-eared galago)
Lineage: Eukaryota; Metazoa; Chordata; Mammalia; Primates; Galagidae
Gene: SLC9C1
Product: solute carrier family 9 member C1
Exons: 24
Coding region: 1-3273 (1090 amino acids)
Biological process (GO): proton transmembrane transport
Cellular component (GO): membrane
Molecular function (GO): sodium:proton antiporter activity
Source: RefSeq, a predicted model, not a curated record
AUGGACAAUUUGGUCAAGCAUGACACGCAGAAUGCUAACUUCACCUUUCAUUACAAUUCUCCGGACUCAUGGCUGAAAGUACUCAGGAGUUUAUUUCUGAGUACUCCUGAGAACCUGCCUGAAAUGAUUCUAAUAUUAUCUUUGAUCUGCACCUUGGGAGCAUUUUUGAACCUGCACUUGAAAGACUUUCCAAUUCCUCUCCCUGUGAUAUUAUUUUUAGUUGGAUGCAGUCUCGAAAUACUAAGUUUUACAUCUUUCCAGGUCCAAAGAUAUGCAGAAGUCAUACAGGAGAUAAGUCCAAGAUUAUUUUUCGGUAUAUUUACACCAAUAAUUUUCUUUAAUGUUGCCUUUGACAUGGAUGUAUACAUACUCCAAAAGUUAUGUUUUCAGAUACUUUUACUUACAAUUCCUGGAUUUUUUAUUAAUUAUAUUUUAAUUCUUUGGUAUCUGGCAUCCGUGAAUAAAUUACUUUUGAAGCCUGGUCCAUGGUUAUUAUUUUCAGCUAUCCUUGUGAGUUCAGAUCCCAUGCUUACUGCAGCUGCUAUAAGAGACCUUGGUCUUUCUAGAAGCCUCACCAGUUUAAUUAAUGGAGAAAGUCUGAUGACCUCUGUGAUGUCACUGAUUGUGUUUGGAAGUGUUAUGAAUAUUAGUAAUACAACAGAAAGCAGGAUGAAUCAUACGUUAACCUAUUCUGUCAUGCAUGGAAUUUGGUCUUAUUUUAUGGCAAGUUUCCUGUUUGGAAUUCUAAGUGCAAAAUUAAUCCAAUUGUGGAUGUCCACAGUGUUUGGUGAUGAUGUCAAUCAUAUAAGUCUCAUCCUUUCAGUUUUGUACCUCACCUUUUAUAUUUGUGAGCUAGUUGGAAUGUCUGGGAUAUUUACCCUGGCCACUAUGGGACUUUUGUUAAAUUCUGCAAGUUUUAAACCAGGAGUGGAAUCACUUCUUCUUGAAUUCUGGAAUUGGCUAUCAUUUGUUGCUUUUCUUAUGGUGUUUACUUUCACUGGACUUCUCAUUCCUGCACGUACAUAUUUAUUUAUAAACUUUUCUGAUGUAUAUUAUUCAUUAAAUAUCUACUUUACACUGAUUGUUUUAAGACUUUUGGUCUUUCUACUAAUGAGCCCUGUUUUGUCUCGAGUUGGCCAUGGGUUCAGCUGGCGCUGGGCAUUCAUAAUGGUCUGGAGUGAAAUGAAAGGGACACCGAAUAUAAACAUGGCCCUGCUGUUUGCCUACUCUGACAUUGCUCUUGUAUCUGAGAGGGAAAAAUCUCAGAUAUUAUUUCAUGGCGUGUCAGUGUGUUUAAUUAACCUGAUUGUCAAUAAAUUUAUUUUGCCAAUGGCAGUUACUAAACUAGGUCUUCGUGAUGUCACAUCCACCAAAUAUAAAUCAGUUUAUUAUACAUUUCAACACUUUCAAGAGCUAACCAAAUCUUUCGCCGCCGCACUCAAGUUUGAUAAAGAUCUUGCUAAUGCUGAUUGGAACAUGGUUGAGAAAGCAAUUAUUCUUCAAAACCCAUAUGCAUUGAACCAAGAAGAAACAACAGAGCAUCAGAAGGUGACGUGUCCAAACUGUAACAAGCAGAUAGAUGAGACCCUUAACAUUGAAGCCCUGGAGCUUGCCAACAGGCGUCUUUUGUCGGCACAAAUAGCGAGCUACCAGAGACAAUACAGGAAUGACACUCUGUCCCAGGGUGCAGUCCAGGUGUUGGUAGGUGCAGCAGGAAGCUUUGGUGAGAAGAAGGGAGAAUAUGUAAGUCUUGAGACAAUAAAGAAAUAUUCUGAAGGCAAAAAAUUACUUUCUGUUGUUAGAAAACUACUGCUUGAUUGGGUAUAUAAUACUAGAAAAGAUAAAGGGAUUCCAUCAAAGCAUUUCAUUUUUCGUGUAUGCCACCAAAUAGUAUUUACAGAUGAAUUUGAAUAUGUUGGAUACCUUAUAAUACUAAUGAACACGUUUCCUAUUGUAAUCUCUUGGGUGCCCGACAUAAAUGAAACCUAUGAAGAUGAAUUAAUACAUGCAAACUACUCCUUCCUUACAUUUUAUAUUCUAGAGAACCUACUUAAGGCGCCGCCCAACACAAUUUACUUUUUAAAUAUAAAAAUGUUAAAUGAUGGUAUCGUAUGCCUACAAACUGAUGGUAUUGUAGUGUUGUAUCAGUUAACAAGAGGUUUCAUCUUCUUUCUAACACAAAUUGCUGCCUUAAAUUCCCUUCCCUGUAUUUUCAAACUUUUUUCAAACAUUCAUCACUCUGUUAAAGAAAUGGGCUACUUAGAAUAUGAUCACCCAGAUAUCACUGUCACUAUGAAAACAAAGGAAGAGAGUAAUGUCAUGCUAAAUAUGGCUAAAGAAAUUAUUAAGGUUUUCAGGUCAAAAGGAAUUAUUUAUAAAAUCGAAGGUACUGAAAUUAANNAGUUAAUCAUGGCCAGAAAAAGACAAGUGCUUGAUUUUCAACCUGUUAUCAAGCCUCUUACUGUUGAAGAAGCUCUAUAUCAUAUUCCAUGGCUAGAUAAAGAUUCAGACCAUAUGGAUUUCAUUCAGGAAAGAGCCAGGGUUAUAACAUAUGAUUGUGGAAAUGAGAUAUUUAAAGAAGAUGAUGAGCCCAAAGGAAUUUAUAUAAUUAUUUCAGGCAUGGUGAAGCUUAAACGAUCAAAGCCAGGUUUAGGGAUUAAGGAAAUACCGGAGUCAGAGGAGAAAGAUUAUUCAAUAAUUUACACAGAGUAUGUACUCAAUGGAGAAAUAAUAGGAGAGAUAAACUGCUUAACUAAUGAAUGUAUGAAAUAUUCCGCCCUCUGCAAAACUGUAGUGGAGAUAUGUUUUAUUCCUAAAGAUCACUUAUAUGAAGCUUUUAAGCGUUUCUGUCCUGUCAUUGAACAUAAAAUGUGGCUAAAACUUGGACUUGGUAUUACUGCCAGAAAAAUCAGGCAACACUUGUCUUAUGAGGACUGGAACUACAAGAUGCAAUUGAAGCUCUCUAAUGUUUUUGUAAGAGAUAUACCAAAGAGCACCAAAACUAGUAUCUAUGAUGAAACUGUAACCUAUGUUAUCCUUAUACAUGGAGCUGUAGAAGAUUGUCAAUUACGAAAAAUUUAUAAGGCACCCUUCUUAAUUCCUAUAACGUGCCAUCAGAUACAAGGCACUGAAAAUUUCACAAAAGUAAUGAUUGUUCAAACUCCAGCUAAUAUGGAAAAAUUCAGAUGGGGUUCUAGAAAGUGUACACGUGCAUCUGAAGUUCAUCAUUCACCAAGAUCAAGAAGUGAGUUGGAUUCCUUUGAGCAAUUGUGA